Salvia miltiorrhiza (redroot sage) is the source of this 1952-nucleotide messenger RNA. Its product is annotated as RNA-binding protein BRN1-like. Gene Ontology annotation, molecular function: mRNA binding. The record is from RefSeq and is a predicted model, not a curated record. Lineage: Eukaryota; Viridiplantae; Streptophyta; Magnoliopsida; Lamiales; Lamiaceae. The transcript has 9 exons. Gene Ontology annotation, cellular component: nucleus; ribonucleoprotein complex; cytoplasm. Bases 340 to 1620 code for a protein of 426 amino acids.
CAAUCGCGGAGUUGGGCUGAGCAUCAACCGUUUAGAAACCGAAGCCAGUGGCAUUCCCCCGUAAUUAACCCUCUAAACCGAGGGCAAUCUCGCUGUAUUCAAUUAAUAUAAAUAAAAACCACGGAGAAGAUCCCAACUUUGCAAUCUAGACAAUUCCCCUAAUUAUUUAUUUUAUUUUUUUACAAGCGAAGACUCGGUGCAGAGCAACAAGAAGAAAAAAAUUAUGCUCUCGGAUCAUCAUUGAGUAGUUUCGUCGAGGAGAAGUUUUUCGUGCAGUUGGGGGGAGAGAGGGGGAGUAAAUUUAGAGAGAGAAACUCUUCCUGCCGCGGUGUAAUAAUAAUGGCGGAGGAGGAGAGCGUCAAGUUGUUCGUGGGUCAAGUGCCCAAGCACAUGACGGAAUCGCAGCUGCUCGCAAUGUUCAAGGAGUUCGCCUCAGUGGACGAAGUCAACAUUAUCAAGGACAAGACCACGCGUGCUUCUCGAGGAUGUUGUUUUGUGAUAUGUCCGUCGAGAGAGGAAGCGGACAAGGCGAUUAGUGAGUGUCAUAAUAAGAAGACGCUGCCUGGGGCAUCUAGUCCGUUGCAAGUGAAGUAUGCUGAUGGCGAGUUGGAAAGGCUAGAACACAAACUCUUUAUCGGUAUGCUUCCAAAAAAUGUUUCGGAUGCUGAGGUCUCUGCAUUAUUUUCAAAUUAUGGGACCAUAAAAGACUUACAACUUCUUAGAGGUUACCAACAAACCAGCAAAGGUUGCGCAUUUCUGAAGUUUGAGACAAAAGAACAAGCGCUUGCAGCUAUUGAAGCCCUCAAUGGGAAGCAUAAGAUUGAGGGUUCAACUGUUCCAUUGGUGGUUAAGUGGGCUGAUACAGAAAAGGAAAGACAGACAAGGAGGGCUCAGAAAGCUCUGUCAUUGGCAUCUAAUGUACCAAAUCCAGACUCCAGGCAACAUUUAUACGGUGCUUUGCCCAUGGGUUAUAUGCCUCCAUAUAAUGGAUAUGGUUAUCAGACUCCUGGGACUUAUGGUCUCAUGCACUAUCGCCUGCCGCCAUUGCAGAAUCAGCAUGCCUUUCACAAUCUUAUCCCACCUUUAAACCAAGGAAAUGCUAUACGUGGAGUAACACCUGACCUUUCAUCUGGAAUGGCUCCAAGAAGUUAUACCGUGUCACCUGCAAAUUAUGUUGGAUCUGCUUAUCCAGCUCUACAUGGGGUUCAAUAUCCUUUGGCUUAUCCUGGAGCCAUGAUGAGUAACCGGCCACUGGGUGGUCCAUCAGGUGCUCUGUCACCAUCCACUGCAAAUAGCCAAUCUGCAGCAUCUUCAAGUGUCAGCACUAGCUCAGGGGGGCAGAAUGAAGGUCCACCUGGAGCUAAUUUGUUUAUUUACCACAUUCCUCAAGAAUUUGGUGAUGAUGAACUCGCAAGUGCCUUUCAGCGUUUCGGUAGGGUAUUGAGCGCCAAGGUCUUUGUAGACAAAGCAACUGGGGUUAGCAAAUGUUUUGGAUUCGUUAGUUAUGAUUCACCAGUGUCAGCACAGAAUGCCAUUAACAUGAUGAAUGGCUUUCAAUUAGGUGGUAAGAAAUUGAAGGUUCAACUUAAGAGAGAUAAUAAGCAAAGCAAACCUUACUAACUUUAAGGUAAGUUAUGUAUGAGAGCAAAACUCUCAAAGCUUGAAUGAUCACACAAGUUCUCAGAAAAUGCUGCAAUUCGAGUGACUGGGAUGUGAGACAUUCCACGGUCGCAUGCGAUACUGUCCAUCCUUCUGGAUUGAAGUUCAAGACACUUGUAAUUCUUCAUUUAUUUGUGCCCCUGUAUUUUUAGUCUGUAACAUGAAUAUCAAUUAGACAUUAAAUUUUUAGUUUCUUAAUUGCUGUUUCAAGAAUUUAUUUUUUUGUACAAUUUCUCUGUGAAUACCAUGAAAAGAUUUGAUCAUUUCUCUUACAAAGUCAUUAUUUCCUUCAA